AUGACGGCAGGAAAGGAGGAUCCGAUAACGUUUUCCGGGAAUUUUGAUACUUUUCAUGAGGUGAGAAGGAGGCGUGACCGGAAGAAAGAAGGAUCGAGCAGCAGGGUCUCUGAGGAGUCUAGAUCAAGGCAACAUGGACAGGGGAGGGGGGCAAGGGGAGCUCAGGGGGCUAUUCCUCAAACUUUUUUGAUGGUGGCGGCGGGAGGAACUUUGCUAAUCGAAGAGAAAAUGGAGUCCAUCAUAUUGCAGAGAGAACUAAUGUUUCCUCUACACAGACAGAUUUACAGAAAAUAUCUAAUACACCACCUCAAGCCUCAAGGGGUUCAGCUCUUGCACCCCAUAGUGCUGCAAAUCCAUCCAAUGAGAACUGCUAAUGACACUGUCAAUCAAGAAAAUAUCCAACCUCAAGCUGUUGUUGCUGUUGUCGCAACCAUUUCCCCUAACGAAACCGUCGGCUCAAUUACAAGAACUGACCAAGGAAAAUCUUCAAGUUCUGACCAAGGAAAAUCUCUAUCUAGUUCUGAUCAACAUCCAGUUUCUGUAUCUAGUGUUUAUUCCUCUUCAGAUUCUAUGCUGGUACCAUCUAUCGCCCAGAAUCCUGGUGUUGGUGGUGCCAUCAGUAGGGAAGUAGGGAAUGACUUGAUAUCUACCGGGCCAAAUCAUGUUAAAGGAAACAAACUCGAAGAAGCUGGUGAUUUAUCAGCAUCCGAGAAAGAAAAGUCCAUGUCAAUGAUUUCAACUAGCAACCCAAAUGCCUUACAGAAGUCAAAUGAAGUUGAAAGUAACCAGUUAUCUGAGCCCUUGCAACUCUCGUCCUCUUUAUCAUUGAAUAGCUCUUUGAGACCACCUCAAGAUGUUUCUGAAACAGCCAAUGUCCCAGAAGUCUCCGCUUCAGAAGCUCAUGUGCAAUCAACUGAGUUGAGGCCACUUGUUACUUUUCCAAACCAUUUCCAAGUGCCCGAGGCUUUGAAAAGCGGCCUGACAUUUGGAAACUUUGAUAAUUUUGGUACAAGUGAAAGAUCUUAUAGUGUAACUGGUUGUGACAAUAGUACAUCUUCCACUCCUGAAACUUCUCCAGGGAAUGAUGAAGCUGUUACUUCUAGCAACCAAAGUGUGCCUUUGAUUGAACACGGAGGUCAUGUUGAUUAUGCUCAUUCUUCAUCUUAUCUAGUUACAACGACAUUGGCUUCAGAAGGCAUUUCUGUAACUGAUAAUGAUUCAAAGAUUGAGCAGCCAAAGCAGGAGGUAUUGUUAACUCCCGAGGGCCAUCCGAUUCUGACUGUUCAAAGUGCUCAAAACUAUGGUUUGAAUUUAAUGUCUACCAUGUUAGGGACUCAGCAAGUUCAAUUUGACGGUAGUGAGCUUCAGGCCCAAGAAACAUCACACUUACCUUCAUUAGUUCAAAUCGAAGAAGAAUCUGUUAAUGGAAAAUUGGAGAAUAGAGGAAACAACAGUGGAUGGAGUUGUGUUGCACUCAGAAGAGCGGUUGGUGAAGAGAGCAAAUCGAAGAACGAUUUCACGGAGGAAGAUGGUGAGAUGUUGUCGUGA
Molecule: messenger RNA, 1548 nt
Organism: Vicia faba (fava bean)
Lineage: Eukaryota; Viridiplantae; Streptophyta; Magnoliopsida; Fabales; Fabaceae
Source: the annotation of a GenBank genome assembly